UAUGUUUUUACAGGGUCUGCUACACUAAAAGCAAUAUUGCUGUGUCAUUCUUUGUGCGAUCGAUGGACCAGCAUUUUCAGCAGCAAUCCACAGGAUUAUAUAAUUGGCUGUUUGUGAAUCUCCAUGGCCUCAAAUAUUACACGAAUUUCGCAGGAUGUCAGUGACCGUAUCGUGCACUUUGCUUUAAUUUCAACGGAGCGGCCACGGCCACAUGCAGCUAGACCCGGUUGGUGCGAAGAGCAAGGAACAGAAAGUGAUUCCAAACCAUCUACGGAGCGCUGGAAGGGUAAUCAAUAAUUAAAAUCACUCCACGAUCGUGAACGGAGCUAGAGAUUUACUGACAGUCAGCUGAAACAAUCGCACGGGACAAAACAGAAAAUAAUUCCUCAUUAUUUGGCUGGUAAUUUUGUGUAGUGCAACAAAUCAUAUGAUUAUUCGCUGACGAACGGGAUCGCUUGCAUCUCGUACACGCGCGCGGCACGGAUAAUUACAGCUCCGGACGAUCAGCGCGUAACUGGAGAUGUCACACGGAGAUGAACGGGCAAUCUGGGAGAUUUCUAGUCAUUUAGACAGCGGUGAGAUGCGGUGGUUUCAUACGAUGAGAUCUGUGCGUGAUGAGACGUGCCUGGCAUGAGGAGCACUGCGCGCAGUCAUCGCCGCCACAACCACGUGAGGAUUUGACGUGGGGGAUGCUGGUGCAUUUUGCUCACAUAGCUCAAUGAUCUAGCUACAUCACUGAGACAUCGGCGCAGUCACACUUGAUAACACUGGAGCGGCGUGGUAUGUGAAGGAGCGCACCUCUGUUUUCAAGAGCAAUUAUUGCGCUAGGACCAAGCGUGGGAGAUUGUUUUCCGCAUCGGACAUUGAACCCUGUCCAAGUUAUUAUGACACUCGCAGCCAGUUGUGAAAAACAAUUUUGGUUUGAGUCUUGGCCUGUGAGCAUUUGAGAAAUAAAACUGCAAGACGUUCGAUCGAUGAGGACUGAACUCGGUCCAGACCUGUGGCCUUAACCUGGGAUAUCCUGCUUUAAUUUCACCGACGUCUUAUGCGUGCGAUCUGCGAGCCAGUUGCCAAGUUGCGAUUUCUAAACAGUGACUGGAUCUUCUAUUUUUAUACUUUUAGUCACGUGGUCGGCUGUUGAAGACGCUAGUGAAAUAACGUACGGGAAGAAAGACGUUAGCGUGUUUCCAUAGUUACAAAUUAGGGAUAUUUAUAUAAAUUUGUGGCUUAGCUUCAGGCAGACUAUGGGCGCCUCUGCUGCUACGGCCGCGCGACCCGGGACAAUCAAGUCCACAACGACGACAGCCACCGCUGUGACGGUCAAUAUGACCCCCUCCCUAGAACCGCGAGACUACCGUCGGAUGGACAGUCGUUCCUAUCGGUACUUCCGCCGUAUACAACCGUGGCUGUUCUGCAUUGCUGUGGUGGUGGCUCUACUGGGGUACGCAUUCAUCGGAGCGGCCGUUUUCGUGUAUUUGGAAGCGGAGAAUGAAAUGAAAAACUUCAAACAGUUGACAGAGACGAGAAAUGAAUUCCUGAGCCUAAUCAACGCGAGCAUCGAGGCAGCUGCCAACGGUAGCAUCGAGGCAUCUGACAACGGGGACUUAACCCCACCCACCACGCCUAACGUCACCCUCAAUCUCACCACGGCGACCCCUGGUGUGUCGUCAGCCCUGGCCGGGGUGAAUUUCACCAAGAUUGAUGAGGAGCUCAAAAAGUUUGAGAUUUUGGUGAAGAAAUUCAGAAACCUGGACUCGGAAGGGAAGCCCAUGUGGAAUUACUUCGGUGCCCUGUUCUUCUCUGCGACUGUCAUCAGUACGAUAGGUUACGGCAAUAUAGCUCCAGUGACUGUGGGUGGUCGGGUUUUCUGCAUGAUCUACGCCGUGUUCGGCAUCGCGAUGUUGCUCCUCGUCCUCGCCAGCAUCGGUUCUCUAUUCGCCCGCGGAGCCACACUGACGUAUCGCCUCCUCCACAUGAACAUCGCCAUGGCCAAGGGUGCCCCGCCCCCGAAGAAGAAAAAGAAGCUACGCGCGGUCCGCGUCCCAGCACCAACAGAGGGCGCUGCUGAAGGGGUGGAGCUGACGGGAAAAAAGACCAACGGAUCGACGGAGCAGCAACCCAGCAUGGAUGAUGUCAUCAAAGACAUCUGGAGCGCAGAGCCUACGAUCGAUCAGGGCGAUCUACCGCCGAUGCGAGUCAUGACACUCAAGGAAAAUAGGUCUGGGGACGGGGCGGGGCCGGCCAGGGGAGACAACGCGUGUACCAGUGACAAUGAUGACGAAGAAGAGAGUAACCAGGUAGAUAUACCACUGACCAUCGUCCUCAUCUUUGCCCUGAUGUACGUCUGCAUGUUGGCGGGCUUGCUCUGUCUCUGGGAGGACCAGUGGAACUACUUCGAGGCUUUUUACUUCUCCUUCGUAACCUUGACAACCAUCGGCUUUGGCGAUCUGGUACCCCAACACCAGAAGAACCUUUUAGGAUGCACGUUUUUCAUUCUACUCGGCAUGGCCAUUAUGUCCAUGUGUAUUGCGCUUGCGCAGGAGAUCAUCACCAAGAAAGUUGUGUGGAUCAGCGAAAAGGUGGGCGUGGCUCUAAUAAAGGCCAAGCCCACAUAGCACACGUCAUAGAAGAGAACUAUGCCUUAGAGUACAUUUCACUGAACUGAACUUAAACAUUAACUGUCCGUGCUUUUCAACAAAUCCAAAUAUUUUCUCCUGACGAAGUUUCAACUUGUCCUUUUUUAUAGACAAUUUAUUACUUCUACCGCAACUGGGCAGAUUUAUUUAAUUCGUGAACACGAAUGCUAGGACAGAAACAGAGUAAUUAAAAACAAAGAUUACGUCUUUCGGGGCGCAACUCACAAAUACAUGUACCACGGACAGUAUGUUUGAAUCUUUCAAUUUAAUGUUAAGUUUGUAUGAAGCCUAUGAGCACUGCAACUGCACAAAACCGUUAUUUAAUUGCCUUUAAAAUACACUUACAAGUUUUGAAGUAGUGUGCAUAUUCAAAGAAAACUCUUGUGUGACACUUAAAACAUUGCACAGUCGCUUGAAUGAGGUGGCCUAGUCGUUUUUAAAUGAUAAAAAAAAAUGUGAUAAACGUAAAUGCCAUAUAAUAACAAUGACCACACCAAUAAUAAUUGUCCUUUGAUUUCCUAAAAUGGCCACUUUUUAAAUGAAAUUUAAACGUAGGCCUCCUUACUUACAUGAAAUUCAUUUUGGGGUCCGCGGCUCAAUAAACCCUCAUACGACGACUGUUUCAUGUUACUUCCUCCUGACAAAAAUACAGUUAUAGAAUAGUCAAAAUUAAUGCUACGCUUGCUUGCAUUUUGUCAGAAAUUAAACUCGACGAAACACCUCCAUCUGCCUUGUACUGUAAACCAUAAUUAAUGAUGUAUUAACACAUUUUGGGAUAAUAAUUAUGUACCAGUUGGGCCUUCAACUAACGAUUUCUUUCACAAGAUUGUUGAAAACUCCAAAUUGUAUAAAAAAUUAUGUGAUUUUGAAAAUUUGAAAGUAUAAUUAAUAUGCGUGUGCAAAGUAUGUCACUGUAAUAAUUAUAAGCGUGUUUUGCACUUUGAUGUGCAUGCAUUUUUUGAAGAAUUAUCAAAUGCCAUUAAUGCCUGUCGGAUUGUUGUAAAUUAUUAUACAAGUACAUGUAAUAUUAUUUCGAAUCGAAAAACUUUAAAGGUUUGUAAGUUUUUGUAAGUUCUAAAAACUACAAUUGAAUUGUUGCAAGUAAUUUCUUCGAUGAAAACAGUUUAUGCCAAAAUGGGCACAGUAUUAACACUAAUUUCAGUAAUUGAAAUGCUCUUCUCAGCACAAUUUUCACCAUACUUAAAAUAAUAAUAAUAAUUGCUAGAUAGAAAAUAAAAUUUCCAAUUACGUCUGCAAUUCCUGGUCAAAGGCUUAUUUCAAUUUCAAGAUGGCUAUUAAUAGCAUUAACCAGAAAAUUAUCCCAUUAUUAAUUUCGAACGCCAUAAACUUAACAUUAUGUAAAUAAUCACAUGUACCUAAGUACAUAUCUGUACAAGUUGUGUGAAUACUUUACAAUAAAAAAAAACAUGAAAAGAAAAAAUCGAGUGACUUUCCAAU
This is a messenger RNA of Patiria miniata (bat star), 4094 nucleotides long. Its product is annotated as TWiK family of potassium channels protein 7-like. The transcript is spliced from 2 exons. Gene Ontology annotation, molecular function: potassium ion leak channel activity. Bases 1245 to 2615 code for a protein of 456 amino acids. Gene Ontology annotation, biological process: stabilization of membrane potential; potassium ion transmembrane transport. Gene Ontology annotation, cellular component: membrane. NCBI's taxonomy places the organism in Eukaryota, Metazoa, Echinodermata, Asteroidea, Valvatida, Asterinidae. The record is from RefSeq and is a predicted model, not a curated record.